This is a messenger RNA of Triplophysa dalaica, 2896 nucleotides long. RefSeq names its product ribonucleotide reductase M1 polypeptide (gene rrm1). Gene Ontology annotation, molecular function: ribonucleoside-diphosphate reductase activity, thioredoxin disulfide as acceptor; ATP binding. NCBI's taxonomy places the organism in Eukaryota, Metazoa, Chordata, Actinopteri, Cypriniformes, Nemacheilidae. Gene Ontology annotation, biological process: deoxyribonucleotide biosynthetic process; DNA replication. The transcript has 19 exons. Bases 164 to 2545 code for a protein of 793 amino acids. Gene Ontology annotation, cellular component: ribonucleoside-diphosphate reductase complex. The record is from RefSeq and is a predicted model, not a curated record.
UCGAGUCGCGCGCUCUACAUUUGUUCACUCUUUCACAUUCACAACAACAGUCUUCGGCGGUAGCAGCUGAUGUAAUAGAGCAGCACUUUAUCCGAAAAAACAACACAGUUUUAUAAAUAAUAGUGUACAUUUGUGCUAUACUGUCCAGCAGAAGACUUCAACCAUGCAUGUAAUCAAACGAGAUGGACGCCAGGAACGUGUCAUGUUUGACAAAAUCACAUCACGCAUUCAGAAGCUCUGCUAUGGGCUCAACUCUGACUUUGUUGAUCCUACUCAGAUCACCAUGAAGGUCAUUCAGGGCCUUUACAGCGGCGUCACCACAGUAGAGCUGGACACCCUGGCUGCUGAGAUCACUGCUACUCUGACCACUAAACACCCAGACUAUGCCAUCCUGGCUGCGCGCAUUGCUGUAUCCAACCUGCACAAGGAAACUAAGAAAGUCUUCAGUGAGGUUAUGGAGGAUCUGUAUCACUAUGUGAAUCCCUUGAACAACCUCCACUCGCCUAUGGUUUCCAAAGAAACCCUUGACAUUGUCUUGGCCAACAAGGAUCGCCUCAACUCGGCUAUCAUUUUUGACCGAGAUUUCUCCUACAACUUCUUUGGCUUCAAGACAUUGGAGCGCUCGUAUCUGCUGAAGAUCAAUGGAAAGGUUGCCGAACGCCCUCAGCACAUGCUGAUGAGAGUUUCUGUGGGAAUCCAUAAGGAGGACAUCACAGCAGCCAUCGAAACCUACAAUCUGCUGUCUGAAAAGUGGUUCACUCAUGCCUCUCCUACACUCUUCAAUGCGGGCACCAACCGACCACAGCUCUCAAGUUGCUUCCUGCUGGCUAUGAAAGAUGACAGUAUUGAGGGGAUCUAUGACACUUUAAAGCAGUGUGCCCUCAUCUCAAAGUCUGCUGGAGGUAUUGGGGUGGCAGUAAGCUGCAUAAGAGCCACAGGCAGCUACAUUGCAGGGACUAAUGGCAACUCAAAUGGCCUGGUUCCUAUGCUUCGUGUCUACAACAAUACAGCUCGUUAUGUUGACCAAGGAGGAAAUAAGAGACCAGGAGCUUUUGCCAUGUAUCUGGAGCCCUGGCACUUCGAUAUCUUUGACUUCCUGGAGCUCAAGAAGAACACCGGGAAAGAGGAGCAGAGAGCUAGAGACCUGUUUUACGGCCUGUGGAUUCCUGAUCUCUUCAUGAAGCGAGUGGAAAGCAAUGGAGACUGGUCUCUGAUGUGCCCAAGUAACUCUCCUGGGCUGGAUGAGUGCUGGGGCGAGGAGUUUGAAAAACUGUACACAAGGUACGAACAGGAGGGCAGAGCAAAACGUGUGAUAAAAGCCCAGCAGCUGUGGCAUGCUAUCAUUGAGUCUCAGACUGAGACUGGUACGCCUUAUAUGCUUUACAAGGAUGCCUGCAACCGUAAGAGCAACCAGCAGAAUCUGGGCACCAUCAAAUGCAGUAAUCUAUGCACAGAGAUUGUAGAGUACACCAGUCACGAUGAGGUGGCUGUUUGUAACCUGGCAUCCAUUGCUCUUAAUAUGUACGUCACCUCUGAGCGAACAUUUGACUUCAAGAAGUUGGCCUCAGUUACGAAAGUCAUCGUGAAGAACCUUAACAAAAUCAUUGAAAUCAACUUCUACCCAGUGAAAGAGGCUGAGAACUCCAACAAGCGUCACAGGCCCAUUGGUAUUGGCGUACAGGGUCUGGCUGAUGCUUUCAUCCUUAUGCGUUUCCCCUUUGAGAGUGCAGAGGCUCAGCUACUAAACAAACAAAUCUUUGAGACCAUCUAUUAUGCUGCUCUGGAGUCCAGCUGUGAGCUGGCUGCAGAAUUUGGAACGUAUGAGACGUACCCUGGGUCUCCAGUUAGCAAGGGCAUUCUUCAGCAUGAUAUGUGGGAUGUGACACCAACAGAUCUUUUGGACUGGAAGGCACUCAAAGAGAAAAUCGCCAAACACGGAGUUCGCAACAGCCUGCUUCUUGCUCCCAUGCCCACUGCCUCCACAGCUCAGAUCCUGGGCAACAAUGAGUCAAUCGAGCCCUACACUAGCAACAUCUACACACGCAGAGUUCUGUCUGGAGAGUUUCAGAUUGUAAACCCACAUCUUCUCAAAGAUCUCACAGAGCGAGGGCUUUGGAACGAAGAUAUGAAAAACCAGCUUAUCUCUCAGAACGGAUCCAUCCAGUCUAUUCCUACGAUACCCGAUGAUCUUAAGGAGCUUUACAAGACAGUGUGGGAGAUCUCACAAAAGGUCAUCUUAAAGAUGGCUGCAGACCGAGGUGCCUUUAUUGACCAAAGCCAGUCUCUCAAUAUUCACAUUGCUGAACCCAACUAUGGCAAGCUGACCAGUAUGCACUUCUAUGGCUGGAAACAGGGUCUUAAAACAGGAAUGUAUUACCUGAGGACUAAGCCAGCCGCUAACCCCAUCCAGUUCACUCUGAAUAAAGAGAAAUUAAAGGAGACGCCUAAAGACACAAACGAGGAGGAGGAAACAAAAGAACGCAACAUAGCUGCUAUGGUGUGCUCACUGGAGAACCGCGAUGAUUGCCUGAUGUGCGGCUCCUAAACCAAACUGAUUUGUCAGUGAGGUUAUUAGGAGGAUUAUUAUAUGUGUAUUGUACAGUAUUUUGUGUUUUUCCACCUGACAUGGAUAGAAUUAUAGUAAUAUUCAUUAAUGAUAUGAAUGUAGUUUCCUCGUCGGUAUAACAUGACAAUUCUGCUUGAUCUUCGAAAACACCUUUGUCGAGAAAAAUGGAAAGAGGUUUGAAGACUGAAUUCUAUUUGUAUUGAGGAAAUCCUCACCACUCAUGGUUAUACAAUAGUAAUUUAUAGUGCUGUAAACAAAUGGCAUCGAGGCAAAUGCGUUAUGGAAGGUUACAGGAGACUUUGUAAACAUAAAUAAAGUACUGAAAAGUCA